AUGGGUGAUCAUUCCAAUAGGAGUAUGGAAGAGAAUGGGCCUACUGAUGGAUUUAAUAAAGCCCAGGAAGAGAAUGGGCCUACUGAUGGAUUUAAUAAAGCCCAGGAAGAGAAUGGGCCUACUGAUGGAUUUAAUAAAGCCCAGGAAGAGAAUGGGCCUACUGAUGGAUUUAAUAAAGCCCAGGAAGAGAAUGGGCCUACUGAUGGAUUUAAUAAAGCCCAGGAAGAGAAUGGGCCUACUGAUGGAUUUAAUAAAGCCCAGGAAGAGAAUGGGCCUACUGAUGGAUUUAAUAAAGCCCAGGAAGAUAAUGGGCCUACUGAUGGAUUUAAUAAAGCCCAGGAAGAUAAUGGGCCUACUGAUGGAUUUAAUAAAGCCCAGGAAGAUAAUGGGCCUACUGAUGGAUUUAAUAAAGCCCAGGAAGAUAAUGGGCCUACUGAUGGAUUUAAUAAAGCCCAGGAAGAUAAUGGGCCUACUGAUGGAUUUAAUAAAGCCCAGGAAGAUAAUGGGCCUACUGAUGGAUUUAAUAAAGCCCAGGAAGAUAAUGGGCCUACUGAUGGAUUUAAUAAAGCCCAGGAAGAUAAUGGGCCUACUGAUGGAUUUAAUAAAGCCCAGGAAGAUAAUGGGCCUACUGAUGGAUUUAAUAAAGCCCAGGAAGAUAAUGGGCCUAGUGAGUAA
Cucurbita pepo subsp. pepo (vegetable marrow) is the source of this 675-nucleotide messenger RNA. The record is from RefSeq and is a predicted model, not a curated record. Lineage: Eukaryota; Viridiplantae; Streptophyta; Magnoliopsida; Cucurbitales; Cucurbitaceae.